GGAUUUUUCAACUGAUAACGCCUCACCAAUAAUUUGACUCAGUUAAUCAACUGUAGAAGAUUCAAGAUCUUUGGUUAUGACAUGUUGUCGCAGUAUGAAUCUUUAGAUUAGUGUUCAAUCGUGAUCACAAAUAUCAGCAUUCCCACUUCAUAGGGCUUAGAUCAAUAGGUUGCUGUCUGACGGUUCACAUUACCAACUUCGGACGAUUUUCAAUGUUGCAUUACACGCAUGAACUUCCAGUGGUGAACAUGAAAUAUUGAUGAAUUUUAAUUCUACAAAAACUAUCCUAUUUGUCGAUGCAAACCAAGCAGUCACAGGUUAGAACUAUUGGCGACAGGGUAAAGGAAAUUUUGAACCUAGUAAUUCUACGAGAUUCAACCUAAUUAUUUCGACCAAUCAGCAUCCAGAUUUAUCAUCGGCAUCAUUAGGAGACAUUGGUUGUUAAUUAAUCAUACGGUAUUUCUCAUUACUGUGCGGGCUCAGAAAAUGGUCACCUCUCCCGAUCGAUUACAGUUGCUACUCGACCGAAAUUGGCAGCGCUUCAAAAAUAACCAAUUGAAUAUUUUGGACAAUUCACGCACACGGCAGCAAUAUCUCUCAUGUUUUGGAGAUGUGACAGAAAUUGAUGAAUUAAUUUCUCAUUUGCAUACGGAGCUGGAAAACGACUUCAGAACACAUGAACGUGUAUAUAAAAACCUUCAUGAAUCCUGGACGAGCAUUCAUGUAAGCAAAGCAGUCAUUCAUGAUGCGCACAGCGAUCCAGAAAUGUCCAUCUCAGGGACAUGCCCCGUCAUGGGUUAAAAUACCAUUGCAUUCGAAACACUAUUUGCAGACAUUGGAUUGUUCAGCUCACAGGAAGACGAUGUCAUAUUAAAUGCUCAUUAAUGUAUUGCAGUACCCGUCCACAAGGAAACAGAAGACAAUUCGGGAAGUAUACUGAGUCCAGCUGUUCCAAAUGGUCCCCAUAAUUCUGCAAUAGAAGUGUCUGAAGAAUCAUAUUAUCGAGAUCCCCUUUUACCAGGAAACAUGACAGAUGCAUCAAAUAAUGGUCAGAAAUCUAAUACAAUUUUGAUUGAUGCUGUUUAUUUGAGUGAUCUAUUAUCCACUAAUGGUAUUUUGAAGAGAUUUGAUGAAUAUGUUUCACGAGAAUCAAAACUCAAUGACCUCAUAUCUAGUGUCGCUGAUCCUCAUCAUCUAGUCAGUUCUAUUGGACUCUCUACUCAAUGCAGGAAAUAUGCUUUGAAUAGAAUCAGACUAACUGCUACUUGGGUAUAUGAGGACUCAACAUUAUUUUGCGGGGGAGGAUGGACGGGGAAAACUUUAAAAUCGGGAUAUCAACUCCGGAUCUUCAAAAAAUGGAGGUGUUAGGAUAUUUGGAAAAAUGUACCAAUAAUUAUCAUGUUAAGUCUAAUGGUGUCCUUAGACUUUAAAUGGACAUUCCCUGUUGUUCAAUAUUUUUUCACUUGUUAAAUAUUGUACAAAUGUUGGUUUCUAUAAAGAGAGUAUGUUUGAGAUAUAAUGAUUCAUAUAUCAGAGGCUGAGACUUGUGUUCUGGACUCAACUGGCUGGGCUAGACUGGGAAGCAAGGCCUAUCGUGACUCUAGGUCGUCCUUACGUGUUUUGCGUGUCAUUGAUCCGAUCGAUAAAUACGCUGAGAGUCUAAUCUGCAAUCGACAAGACACAACAGAAUCUAUGAUUUAGACGUGAAUUUCAAAAAACUAGUGAAAAACCAAUCCAAUCAUGUAUCUUUGAAUAACGUACUUAUAGAAUGAAGUAUUUUGCCACUUCAACCGAUAUCGUACACGCUCGCUUUUAUACUUCUGUUUUACAGUGUGAUGGUGAGUCUCAUUCAAUCACGGGAUCAUGAAUACGAUCAGUCUCAUAAUGCCUGCAUAAAGCUGAAUACAAGGUUUAGCAUGCAGUGGACGUGUGAGACGAUAAUGCAUGAUAGAAUUGAGAGAUAAUACCAACAGUCAUUGAGAAUCGCUAACAUGAGUUUGCUAGUCACACGCUCACACACACAAGUAUAUGAGUGACCUGGUUUGGGAUCAGGAAUAAAGCUAAGUUGUUAUGCAGUUUAAGUACAUUUUAUGUAGAAGUUGUCGUUUUCUUGUACAUAACAUUCCAGACUGAUCUGAAUUAAACAUUCACUUGAAAUUAUAAAGCGUUGAACGGAUGUUGUGUUCAUUCAUGUCACUCUUCAGUGGUUUGCAUUAAAGAUCUCACAGGUGGUUAAACUUUUCAAUGUCAGAAUUUGCGAUAAGCGUAUAACCUUCAGACGUGUAAUCCAAUAUCCCACAGUUUAAAAUGUUCACUCUAGUGAGCUUGCGACAUUGAGAGAAUCAAUUACUAAAUUCGUUGAAAGACAUCAGAAUGUUGAACGAAUAAUGUCUUACCGCAGUGUGUUCAAGUAGUAAUCACAAUAAGCAAAAUCCACAGUCUAGUGAAUGUAGAUCACUAAAGAAAUGUAAUUGUAGUAAAUAAAGUGAUCUGAAACUGAAGCCACUUUUAAAACGGAUUGUAUUUCAUUUUGAGAAAGAACACUAGGAAGUAUAAAGAUAAACCAGAUAGAUAUAUUGUUCCAGUGAUUAUCUCAGAUUUCUGUAGAGAUUGAGGAGUGAUAUUUGUAUGAAUGCGUCCCAUUUUAAUAAAUGAUGCUGUUCCGAGUUUUAACUAUAUCUUUGCCUAACAACACAGAGAGGUGCUCACCGACCGCAAAAACAAAUUUUCAGAACAUCUCUACCUACGCAACAUACUACAGAGAAGCAGUUAAAAUGUCGGAUACAGAGUGAAGUGCCUUGUUUAUAACACAACGUUAAAGUGAUCAUUGAACGUGUGGAAACCAGUGAUUAUGGUCUACCUGAAUUAAAAAGUCUUUGAAUUCAUCCACGUACUUUUUAUCGCAGCACAUCAAAAGGUGCGUCAUUUCUAAAUUUCAAGGGUACAUACAGAAGCGUUUUGUCACACGUUAGGCAUUCUUUAUGGCCUCUUUUUUUGGUUAGAUGUUUAUCUAUAAAUUUCUCCCGACAGUCGAUUUUUUCAGUGCCCUAAACAAUGCCUUUGUUUUAUCUACAACUGCCUCUUGAAACCUCGUGGUAUUGAUCCUGUGGUGGAUUUUCAUAGUCAUGUUCGUUUUGUAUUGUCGAGGAACGAAAAUAUUAUAAUUUGUACAGUGGCGCGUUCAGCUUGUUUUCUCGUUUAUGUUACUUCCUAAUGAUCUACCAUUUCUCAUUGUAAGUAGGACACUCAGAUAGGCAAUCAAGCCAAUAUUGUCAAAGAUAAGCAUAAACAUAUCGUCCAUAUAUCGUCAGUAAACUGGAGACAUGUGAAUCUGUUGUGCCAGUUUAAUGUUUUAUACUUAAUGGAGAAAAAAUGUCAGCGAAUAUGUAAUCACAGUGUGAACACAUUGCGAUAUUGCAACACAUCUAUUUGCCCAUGAAUUGCUCGGUUGAAUCUGAAAUCAACUUCCGUAGUGAAACUUAGUAACAUUUCAGUGAUGAUCUACAAAGAAGUUAUAGUCUCUAUUUCUAGUUCUCUUAUUUGUUCACACAUAUAUUCCACAUUCUCUCUGAGUGAGACUUUUGUGAACAGUGACUUAACGUCUCAGGAUAUCAUCGCUAAAGAUUUAUUGAUCUUCAGUGUAUUCUAUUACCAUAAUAUGUAGCCACUGUGUGUGUCAGAUCGGGCAUAUAGAUGGAUUACAUCAUACAAUUUAAUAAUGGAAUGCUGUAUUGUCUUUCUAGAAUAUUGUAAAAAUUUUCAUUAUUUCAAUCAUCAAGUGAUGUUUUCCGAAACUCUACUUUAAUGUUUGUUUCCGACCAACAUUGACGGAUUGAGGUUGAUGGUCACGUCUAAUCUGGAUAUGAUGGAAGUUAGAGCAUGUGCAUAGUGGCGGGCGGGCACUGGUGACCGUUAGGUGACUUAUGAUAGUUGGACAAUUCAGUGAGAUUAGUUGAAAGAUUUCUGUAUGUGAUAAACACGAUCACCUAUGUGUUAUUAUGUAAAUUUCAUUGCAAUAUUAUCCUCAACUUCACAAGCUGUCAUCAGACAUUACUUAAUCCUUUAUUUCGCUAGACGUUUUAGUGGUGAAUUAAUCCUCAGAAUCAAUAGUCCUGUAAGUCAUUGAUAUUUGAUGCUGAUCACAUUAGUUUCAACAGAAUCAACUAGCCUGAAAACGCAGGGUCACGCAUCCAAAAUAGAUCACGAGUGAGUACCUCGUGCUCAAAAUUUUCUACAACCGCUAGUCACCUUGGACCAGUAACUUGUCCACAUGUCAAUAGUCUAUCGAAGAUAUAUCGUCGAAACUGUUCACAUCUGACUUCUGAUUUUACUAAUUUGGCACGUUCCGAUUGUCUAGGAUGUUACUGUUUAAAGUGAUAUCGAAUUACAAUUACUUGAGCCAACUUUGAGGUCGGAAAACACUUCAACUUGGUUAUAAACUAAUCUAUUGUUAGUUAAUAAAUUCAGUCGACUGAAUUGCUUCAGAUCUCACUUAUUACUACUUUCUUGAAUUUUAGAUAACAUCAACGGCUAAUUACAUUAGAAUGAACAGCAAUACAAAUGAUGAAUACAUUCUAAUGAGUAUCUGAGGAAAAUGCUCAUACAAACUGGGAAUAGUUAUACAGCCAACAUUUGCUUGUUGUACAAUCACAGUUACGACUCCUGUUCAGUAAUAAUCGCCUGUUGCUUUGAGUUUGAAUACCCCCAUGGCGAACAUUUCUAAAGAUUAUGGAACAAAUAGGUCUGCCGGUGCAUGGAUAUAACUACAUACUUGUUUACGGAUGUGAUAUAAUUGGGUCGUGUAUCAGUUUUCCGUGAAAGUAUGCUUUAAUUGUAUUAGGUGGUAAUUGUGUUUGUUGUCGUUCUCCUGAUGCCUAUGAAGAAUUCAUAGAAAAUACGUCAAAUCAUUCUGCACAAGUGAACGUCAUAUUGUGGACAGCUUAAUAUCUUCGAACAAUUACCGUAGAAUACCAAUUUGAUGAAAGUAAUUUGACCCUGGAUAUCAACAGUAAUACUUUUAUAUUCCAACGAAUAUAGAUCGUUCAGGUCCUGGUAGACACCAGCAAAUCUAGGUCCAUCUGAUCGUGGAUUGAGUAGAUAGAAGAAUAUCGAUGACUUGUUAUUCUAAACAUGGUAUUAGUUAUAUUAUGUGAAACAUUUUAAACGCAGAAUGUCGUACCAGAGUAGAUUUAAAUGGCUUUUCAAUACAAUCCUCAAAUGUACUUUUCCAGGAUCAUGUUAGUUGAAUAAAUUGAAAUUGAUUGAAUCGCCUAGAUACAUGUGUAUCCUUCGUGUUGAAUCUUGAUUGUAAUCAGAUAUCAUCAUCACCAUUAGAUUCUCAUUUGAAUGUGUCUUCACUCAUCUUCUUGAGUAGUUUCAAAGUUCCAAAAUCCACAUAGGUAAUCACACCGAUCGUUCAAUAUAUAGGGACUAUUUUAAUGUUUGUUUACUCCUCAGUGCUUAUUGUAGUCAAUACCUCAUUCAAAGAUAAACCUGUUGUCGGACAUGAAUACCUUCAACACUUUCAACGUUUCUCCAAUCUCAAUAAGAAUAAUGUGAUCACGUUGUAAACUUUAUUAACAACAUUUUCAUAACGAGAUUAUAAUUAAACUGCAUAAUACAGAUCAUCCAAAUAAGAUUGUAGAAACCAAACGCAGUACCAAAUACCACAACCUGAAUCAUUAGUAUUUUGUUAAAUUUGUAGAAUUAUGGUAUAGUUCGGUAAUAGUAUCACGACAGGAGUAGACAUAAUACAGAAAUCGUCAACUUUAAAUAGACGUUACCUCAUUAUUUACACUAACUCAUCCGAUCGUGACUAUCAGCAUGAGGACGUCUAGCAUAGUUAGGGAAAUAACACGAGCAGGGUCAAAUGCAUUAUAUUUGAUGAAAUAUUAUAAAGACGUUAUGAAGGCUGAUCACAGUUGCACAACGCCUUGUUAUAUUUGACUGAUUCUAUCAGUGAAAUGAUUCACAGCAGUGUGAAUUUAUAGAUAACAGUGCGGAUUUCUCUAAGCUGAUGAAACAAUAAUUGAAUAAUGAACAUUUGAAUAACUUAGCCAUUGUGUUGAAUGUAUAUUAUCUCUUCAAGGAAUCACUCAUACGUUUGCUUUUGUACUUUCAUCUUACAAUUGGAUAAUGAGUUUCAUCUAAUCAAGUUAUCCUUAUUGGCUGUUGGAACUGAAACAAAAAGAUCAGCUGAUUAUAUACAGUGCAUUU
Schistosoma haematobium is the source of this 6216-nucleotide messenger RNA. RefSeq lists its product as uncharacterized. Bases 1027 to 1368 code for a protein of 113 amino acids. NCBI's taxonomy places the organism in Eukaryota, Metazoa, Platyhelminthes, Trematoda, Strigeidida, Schistosomatidae. The transcript has a single exon. The record is from RefSeq and is a predicted model, not a curated record.